AUGGCCGCGGCCCUCCGCCUCCUGCUCCGCCAGCAAGCGGCCGCGCGGACCUCUCCGAUACUGCGCUCUCAGUUCCCCGCGCCGUACUCCAAGGCCGCCGCCGCCGCCGCCGCUGCUGCCGCCGACAGCUUCCCCGCCGCGCGUGGUGCGCCCCUGUGGCCUCCCUGUCUGAGGGAGGUUACUCCAAGGAAGGCUCCUCCACCUCCAAAGGGUGAACCGUGCUGCUGGACAACUGUUCCAAGUAUCAUCCCUGACAGUACAAAGUCGUUCCCGGAUAAACUGAAGGAUCUCAAGGAUCGUAAGAAGACAUUGCAAGACAUGGAAAAGGAUAUUGAGGAGCAUGAGAAAAUGAUAAGCAAAGCGCUGGAUGACCGUACGGUUGCUAAUGAUUUGUUUCGCAAACGGCUUGAUGACCGUAGGAAACUUCUUGCCAAAAUAAGUAAUGUGCCAGAUGAUUAUCCAGAAACACAUAAUUUGCUUGAUGUUCUUGCCAAAAUGAAUGAUAUGAUGGAUGGUUUAGCCAAAGUACGUAAGAUGCGAGUUGAUUAUGACAAAGAUUGGGCCAUUCAGGAGGCUAAGACUCGUGUGUUUGAUGAACAAAUGAAAAUGUUACGUAAGAAGCGUGAGGAUUAUCUCACUGCUUUGAGGCGGUAUAAUGAAUUGGCAAGAUCCACCUUGGAGCAGGAGGAGAACCAGGAGAAGGAUGAACCACGCUGCUGUGAAACUGUUCCAAGUGCCAUGACUGACAGUACAAAGUCGUUGCUGGGUAAACUGAAGGAUCUCAAGGAUCUCAAGGAUAGUAAGAAGGCAUUGCAAGACAUGGAAAAGGAUAUCGAGGAGCAUGUUGAAAUGAUAAGGAAAGCGCUGCAUGACCGUACAGUUGCUAAUGAUUUGUUUAGCAAACGGCUUCAUGAUCGUCAGGAACUUCUUGACAAACUACGUAAUUUGCAAGAUGAUUAUGGCAAAGCACGUAAUAUGCGAGAUGGUCUUGCCAAAUUAAGUAAAAUGGAAGAUGAUUAUGACCGAGAUCAGGCCAUUGAGAGGGCUAAGCGUAUUUUGAUUGGUGAACAAAUGGAAGUCUUACGUGAGAAGCAGCAGGACUAUCUCAGUGCUUUGAGGCGGUAUCAUGAAUUGGAAAGAUCCACCAUGGAGCAGGUGCAGAAGGUGAAGAAGGUUGUAAAAGUGGGUGCCGCUGUUGGCCUUGUGGGAGGGCUUCUGCUGAUACUGGCAAAGAUCUAGAUUCGAGCAGUGUGCAGUUUGCUUCUUCUUUUUGUGUAGAACUGAGCUGACAGAUGACUCGGCUGAGCUGUUUUUUUUUUGGAGUGGCAGAGUAGUAACAUUUGACUGUUUAGUUGAUUAUUUUCUCUGUGCCGGUUUAACAGUGCAUUCGUCGGAAGGCUUCUGCUGAUAAAGAUCUCAAUUAGAGCACCUAGGAGUUUGCUGCUACUUAUUUCUGUGUAGAACUGAGUUAGCCAGAUGAGUAUGCUGAGCUGGUAUUUAGUGUGGUGGAGUAGAAUUUAACUGUUUCA
Messenger RNA from Lolium rigidum, 1529 nucleotides. RefSeq lists its product as uncharacterized. The record is from RefSeq and is a predicted model, not a curated record. NCBI's taxonomy places the organism in Eukaryota, Viridiplantae, Streptophyta, Magnoliopsida, Poales, Poaceae. The transcript has 6 exons. The coding region runs from base 1 to 1239 and encodes 412 amino acids.